Molecule: messenger RNA, 2998 nt
Organism: Ceratina calcarata
Lineage: Eukaryota; Metazoa; Arthropoda; Insecta; Hymenoptera; Apidae
Gene: fand
Product: Pre-mRNA-splicing factor SYF1 fand
Exons: 15
Coding region: 228-2753 (841 amino acids)
Biological process (GO): generation of catalytic spliceosome for first transesterification step; mRNA splicing, via spliceosome
Cellular component (GO): post-mRNA release spliceosomal complex; U2-type catalytic step 2 spliceosome; Prp19 complex
Molecular function (GO): protein binding
Source: RefSeq, a predicted model, not a curated record
UAUUUAUCAAUGAAAAACCACCUUCACGUUCGUAUUUAGAUGUAGCGUGGCCGUGACCGCGUGGCUAGUAUAGUAAACCUUGGUAAACCUAGUAAACCGCCUGCGACCGCGUCGAAACAGUGUAAAGUAACCUGUGUACGCGAUAUAUUUAAUCGUACCUACGUAACGUUGCCAAUGUGCCGUAGUUGAAUUAAAUAAAUCGUAGACGGUUACGAACAUUGGAAAACAUGUUGGAACGCAAGGAUCCGGAUGGAAACUCAUACGUUUUCAACGAAGAGGAUUUACCGUACGAAGAAGAAAUCUUGCGAAAUCCGUAUUCGGUGAAACACUGGCAACGUUACAUAGACCACUUGAGGAGUACGAAAAGUAGUAAUCUCAACAUCGUAUACGAACGAGCGUUGAAGGAGCUUCCUGGAAGCUACAAGUUAUGGUACAACUACCUGCGGCAGCGCGUGAGUCAGUUGAAAGGGAGAUGUAUAACGGAUGCCCUUUACGAAGAUGUGAACAACGCGUUCGAACGUGCUCUGGUCUUCAUGCACAAAAUGCCUAGAAUUUGGAUGGAUUACUGUACACUAAUGACGGAGCAGUAUUACAUCACUCGCACUCGUCAAGUCUUCGACAGAGCGCUCAGAGCUCUUCCUAUCACGCAACACCAUCGGAUAUGGCCGUUGUACAUAGAGUUUUUAAAGAAGCACGACGUCUACGAAACUGCUGUCAGAGUUUUCAGGAGAUAUUUGAAGCUAGCUCCAGAAGAUACUGAGGAAUACAUAGAGUAUUUAAUAUCUAUCGGAAGGCUCGACGAAGCAGCCGUGAAGCUCGCACAAAUCGUCAAUCAAGACGAUUUUGUUUCUAAACACGGCAAAUCGAAUCAUCAACUGUGGAACGAGUUGUGCGAUUUGAUAUCGAAGAAUCCUUCGAAAAUUAAGUCCCUCAACGUGGACGCGAUUAUCAGGGGCGGGUUGAGACGUUAUACCGAUCAGUUAGGCCCUUUGUGGAAUUCGUUGGCGGACUAUUACGUUCGCAGCGGCUUAUUCGAGAGGGCGAGAGAUAUUUACGAAGAAGCUAUCCAAACGGUGACUACCGUCAGGGAUUUUACCCAAGUCUUCGAUGCAUACGCCCAGUUCGAAGAACUGAGUCUCAGCAAGCGUAUGGAAGAGGCGGCGAAGAAUCCUACCGAAGAUGACGACAUCGACCUGGAAUUGAGACUGGCACGAUUCGAACAUCUGAUGGAGAGGCGAUUGCUCCUUCUGAAUUCUGUCUUGCUCAGACAAAAUCCUCACAACGUACAAGAAUGGCACAAGAGAGUCAGACUUUACGAGGGGCAGCCGCACGAGAUUAUUAACACGUAUACGGAAGCCGUGCAAACCGUACAGCCACAAUUGGCCGUAGGUAAAUUGCACACUUUGUGGGUGGAGUUCGGCAAGUUUUACGAAGAGAACGGCCAAAUAGCAGAUGCCCGAGUAGUCUUCGAGAAAGCGACUCACGUUCCUUACACGAAAGUCGACGACCUCGCUUCCGUGUGGUGCGAGUGGGCAGAAAUGGAAAUCAGACACGGGAAUUAUAAAGAGGCGUUGAAACUGAUGCAUCGAGCCACGGCUAUGCCAUUCCGUAAAGUGGCCUAUCACGACGAGACGGAAACCGUUCAAAUGAGACUGUACAAAUCUCUGAGAGUUUGGUCCAUGUACGCCGACCUGGAAGAAAGUUUCGGCACGUUCAAGACUUGUAAAGCCGUGUACGACAAGAUCAUCGAUUUGAAAAUUGCGACACCACAAAUCAUCAUUAAUUACGGCUUGUUUUUAGAAGAGAACAAAUACUUCGAAGAAGCUUUCAGAGCUUACGAGAAAGGCAUUGCUCUUUUCAAGUGGCCAAACGUGUACGACAUAUGGAACACUUAUCUCACUAAAUUUUUAAAACGUUACGGUGGUACCAAACUGGAACGAACGCGAGAUCUGUUCGAACAGUGUCUGGAACACUGCCCACCGAAGUAUGCCAAAGCUCUGUACUUGCUGUAUGCAAAGUUAGAAGAGGAACAUGGCUUGGCUAGACACGCGAUGUCGGUAUACGAACGAGCAACGAGCGCCGUUCUACCGGAAGAACGAUUCGAGAUGUUCAACAUAUACAUAAAGAAAGCGGCAGAUAUAUACGGCGUGCCAAAGACGAGACAGAUUUACGAGAAGGCUAUCGCGGUACUCAACGACGAUAACACGAGAGAGAUGUGCUUACGGUUCGCAGAAAUGGAGACGAAGCUGGGAGAGGUCGACAGGGCCCGGGCGAUAUACGCGCACUGCAGUCAAAUUUGUGACCCGAGAGUGACGUCGAAUUUCUGGCAAAUAUGGAAAGAGUUCGAGGUGAGACACGGUAACGAGGACACGAUGCGCGAGAUGCUUCGAAUCAAGCGCAGCGUUCAAGCGAUGUACAAUACUCAGGUGAACAUGAUGUCCGCGCAAAUGUUGAACAACGCGUCGAAUCCACCGUCUGACGUGCCGGUGGAUGCGAUGCGCCUUUUGGACAGCAAGACACAGGCCACUGACAACAUUGCCGGGUACAAAGAGGGUAUCAAGUUCGUUCGCGGCGUGACGGAAAAGGAUGGCAAGCCGGAAUCUCAGGUAAACAAUCCGGACGAGAUAGACAUCGACAUCGACGACGUCAACGAGAACGAAGGAGACGCGGAGGGAGACAUACCUGUCGAGAAACAAACUAUACCGUCGCAAGUGUUCGGUAGUCUGAAAACAGCCGAGGCCGAAGAUGAUUAACACGUAAGCGAAACGCGUGAAAGAAAAUAUGUAAAUAACAGAAUUGUAAUAAAAUCAGGCGGCGAGUACAUUAAUGUACAUUCGUCGAGCUAACGAUCGUCGUUCCUCGUCAACGGAAAAAAAUCUCGACUUCAUUCGAGGAAGUGCGUAAACGAGCGAAACCUAUGCGUGUAUCACAAAAUAUUUUUACAGUACUUUUAUAUCGUAAUUAUAACUUUUACUUUAAUUAAACGAUGAAUGGAGAA